UCAGGCAGACUUUGUCUUGGGGUUGGACCCAGAGGGGAUCCUCCUGGCUGGACCCCUCCUCAGGGAACUGAGGCUUUAGCUAUGAUCAGAGCAGACAUUUUUAGGGGUUCACAAGGAUAUCAGGAUGGGGGUAGUAGGUUGGUAAGCAGACUGAGGACCAGAAUUUGUUCCUUUAGUCUUGAGGUGCAAAACAGAUCAAUGUCUCAUUGACAUCUGCUCCGGUGGCUUAGUUAACCAUUGUUGCGUCUGUCUGGAACAGCUCUGGUUCCCUAGAGUCGGAUCUUCCUCUGUGGCUCCCUUAGGAGCAGCUGUCAACAGAUCCAAGACUAAAGGGGCCCCAAGAUUCAGACUGUUCCAGUCUACUCUGGGUUUUCCAGCUAUUUUUCUUGGCCAGAGGAUCACACCCACAGGGAUGCGGAUAGGCAGCAGGAAGCGAGAGAACAGGAAAGUCAGAUGAACUGGAGAGGAGGCAGAUGCUAGGGAAUGAGAAAAGUAGCCACCAGUGGCCAAACACCUGAGAGAGAACAGGGCAUCUUUUCAAGUGCAGGCUGUGCUGGGCACGGUAAGGUCUUAGCAGGUAAUCCCUCUUUCCCCUGAAGACCAAGAAUCAGUCACUGCGGACCACCUCCUUCUAGGGCUAGGCUGAAGCCUAGGCACACAGCGGCUAUCAUCUGGACCAGGGAUCAUGUCUAACAAGGGCUGGUGGGUGCCACCUGAGGGUGAAGACAACCUGACUGAGAAGUUCCUAAGGAAGACCAGGGAGUCUCCAUUGGUGCCUAUAGGUGUAGGAGGCUGCCUGGUGGUAGCAGCGUAUAGGAUUUACCGGCUGAAGGCUCGAGGUUCCACCAAGUUGUCCAUACAUCUGAUUCACACCCGAGUGGCAGCACAGGCAUGUGCUGUGGGCGCAAUCAUGCUCGGUGCCAUGUACACCAUGUACAGAGAUUACAUCAAAAGGGUGUCAGAGGACCCCGAGAAGUCGGACUCCUGAGGCGGCAGGAUGGCCCAAUUCCCCAGCUGUCUCUGUAAGCAUCUAAUAAAACGAUGUUGAAGAAAA
Messenger RNA from Mesocricetus auratus (golden hamster), 1054 nucleotides. RefSeq names its product HIG1 hypoxia inducible domain family member 1B (gene Higd1b). The transcript has 3 exons. Gene Ontology annotation, cellular component: mitochondrion. Lineage: Eukaryota; Metazoa; Chordata; Mammalia; Rodentia; Cricetidae. Gene Ontology annotation, biological process: mitochondrial respirasome assembly. The record is from RefSeq and is a predicted model, not a curated record. Bases 686 to 988 code for a protein of 100 amino acids.